AUGGAGUAUGGGCACCUUGCAGACAGGUGCCCAUAUGUAGACACCCUGUGGUGGGAGGCCUACAGACGGGGUGAGGGGCACGGUGGAGGAAUGGCUUUUCCGGGGAGAAAUCCAACCCAAGCCAAGGAGCCAGUGCCAUCUCUAGCGCCAAAGAGGGAAAGCAGCUGGGACAGUGCCGCCGGCACUACUGGAGUGCCCCACACUAAGGUCAGCAUUGCCGCUGCAAGCGCCAACACUGCCAGUGUGUCCUCGGCUGGGGUGCCCCGCACUAUUGCCAGGGUGACCACGGCUGGGUUGCCCCGCACUGUUGCCAGGGACAGUAGUGAGGGGUCAGAGGGGGUCCUGAGCCUCACCAAGGAGGUUGCCAAGUGGUGGGGAGAGUGGAGCUGCUGGUCCACCUGCUCUCGUACCUGUGGAGGGGGUGUCCAGUCCCAGGAACGCCACUGCCUGAAGCAAAGGCUUGUUUCAUCACAACAUGUGAACAGCACUUUAUGCAUUGGCUUAGCAAAGAAAUACCAGCUGUGUCAAAUUCAGAUCUCAAACAAUGAUGACUAUAUCAACAUAUCGAACAAGCCGUGCGACCUGCAGUGCACCACCAGCAAUGGGGAGAGGCAGCUCCUAGUCCCUGCUCACGAUGGCACCUCCUGUAGGGACAGGAUGUUCCAGGGAGUCUGCAUUGAGGGCAAAUGUGAGGUAGUGGGAUGUGACGGGAUGUUGUACUCCAGUAAAACUACAGAUAAGUGUGGAGUGUGUGGAGGGGAUGACAGAUCAUGCUACCGGAUCUCUGGGUCUUACCGUAACGGAAUCACACAGUUAGGCUACCUGUUUAUAACUAACAUCCCUAUCAGAGCAACAGACAUUCAGAUCAUCGAACGACGAAAAACUGAAAAUAUUUUAGCUCUGUCAGAUGAAGAGGGCCGUUUCUUCUUCAAUGGCAACACUGUGAUUGAUAAUCCCAGGAACUUCCGUGUGGCAGGCACGGUAUUCAAAUACCAGAGGCCUUCCAAUCUUUUUGCAGAUGGGUUUGAAUACAUAAUCGCGCAAGGGCCUAUCAACCAAGGCCUGAACGUGAUGGUAGCGCCUCCAGUGAUGGAGAUGGAGCUCUACGACAGCGUCCCCGAGCCUAGUGUGGAAAACACAGGUGUGGGCCCGCAGCCUGAGCAAGACAAGCAAGACCCUGUCCGAGACUUUAAUGGCACAUCAGUGGAGCUCAUGUACGAUGGCAAUGAGGACUACAAGCGUGGGAAUGACACCCCCCCCUCUGACCUCCGAGAGCAGCCCCGCUACACACAUGGGUCUGGGAGCCCUCAGUCACAGCUCAGCCUCCAAAACUCUAGCACUUUCGUUGACAACAACCUGUCCCUGGAGAUCUACUCCAAGAGUCUCAACUCCAAGCUCCACACAGGGCCUGACGAAAGCAUCUCUUAUAGCAUGAUUUCAGAACUGGAGCACUCCCAAGCCAACUCCUCCCACCAGCUGAACCUGCUCCAUCUCCAUGAUGUGGAGCCUGUUCAGGCUCAUGGUACUGAGAGCAAUGAGUUUGAGGUGGGCUUGGUAGAUCAUGACAUCAGUCUGGCUGACUUGUACAGAUGGAAGGUAUCUGCGUAUGCACCCUGCAGUUCAACAUGUACUACAGGAGUCACUGCUUCCUUCGCCAUGUGUGUCCGCUAUGAUGGAGUGGAAGUUGAUGAAAACUAUUGUAAUGCAGUUACGCGACCUGAACCAACUCAUGAAUUCUGUUCAGGGAAAGAAUGUCUACCCAGGUGGGAGACCAGCAAGUGGAACGAGUGCUCAAGGACGUGUGGGGAAGGCUAUCAGUUCCGCACAGUGCGCUGCUGGAAGAUGCUGGCACCGAGGUUCGACAGCUCUGUGUAUGAUGAUCAGUGCGAGGCAGCAGCGCUCCAGAGGCCCAUGGAACGGAAGAUGUGCAGAAACAAGGGCUGCGGGCUGCAGUGGGAGGUCUCCGAGUGGUCUGAGUGCUCUGCAAGAUGCGGAGGGAAGGGGUUGGUGAGACGGGAGGUGUGCUGCUCAAUGGAAGCCCGUCUGUGCAAUGAGUCCUCUAAACUGCUGAGUGAGAGGGAGUGUGAUGGCCUGCCUUGCGACAGGGGGUGGACUGUGUCUGACUGGGGACCGUGCUCAGGGCCCUGCGGCGAGGGCCGGAUGAUGAGAUAUGUGGUUUGCAAGAACAGCAAUGGGAAUGUUAUCUCAGACUCGCAGUGUGAUCUGGAGCUGAAGCCCCUGGCCGUGUACCCCUGCGGGGACAAGAACUGCCCUGCCCACUGGGUGGAGCAGGAGUGGGAGCAGUGCAAUGCCACCUGUGGUCGGGGGGCGAAGACCUGGCUAGUGAUCUGUGUUGGACUGGAGAACGGGGUCUACAAGGAAUAUCCUGAGCAGAGCUGCAGCCUCUCACAGAGACCUGAGGAGGAGACUGCCUGCUUCGAGAGGCCCUGCUCCAAAUGGUUCACCACAUCAUGGUCACAGUGCAGUAAGACAUGUGGGAGUGGGGUGAAGGUGCGGGAGGUCAAGUGUUACCAAGGAGAGGAGGUCAGGCACAGCUGCGACCCAGGGACUAAACCAGAGUCCCGGCAGACAUGCAAGAUCCAGCCCUGCCCCACUGAAGCUCCAGAUGAGGUCUGUAAGGACAAAGCUACUGCAAACUGUGCCCUUGUUCUGAAGGUGAAACUCUGCACACACUGGUACUACAGGAAGGCCUGCUGUCAGUCAUGCAAAAACAAGACCCAAUAGGAUGAGGAGGAAGACAGAAAACAGCUGGACAGAGGGAUGUGAGAGCUGUCUGACAACAGGACAUCUAUAAGUAUCAAAUCUAAUAGGUUGUAGACUUGUCUGAAGAGGUAGGCUCUUGAAAAAGGGCCAUAAGGUGUGCAUUUAUACAGGAUUGUUACAGGCUGCAGAGGCCCCAUGCAUCUCAGUUUCACAAGGACUGGGUAAAAGCCAGAUGGACCAGAUGCAAGGCUUAUAAUUACAAUCUGAGACUUUUACCUGUAUGAAUAUGUUUCUUACUCGUGACUGUAGAAGUCAUCAUUUUUUGUAUUUGAUUUGUACAGAUGUUUGUAUAACCAACCACUUAUUUUGUAAGAAAUAAAAUGUAAAAUAAAGAUUACUUUGAACAGUAAGUAACAGUAACUUAAAACAAUGUGUGACUGUGCAAUGGGGCAAGGAAUGUUUAGCUUUAACGUUCCUAAACCUCUUCUACUAACAGUGAUGAUUCUGGCUUCCAGUUGACCCCAUUUGAAGUCAUCUUUGAAAGUUACUAUUUGAGAACUGUCAUGAGGUAGCUGCCACCAUUGUGAAAUCUGUUUUAAUGAGACGCAAUGGUUGCAUAACGCUUUAUCAGUGCGUAUGUUUUAGGUUAUUUGUGAUAUUCUAAGUAUUGCAAGAAUGACCCCAGAGCUUUCCAGUUGAGCUUGAACAGCACCCCACCUGACACAUAGGGGUUAAUAAAAAUCAC
This is a messenger RNA of Polyodon spathula (Mississippi paddlefish), 3469 nucleotides long. RefSeq names its product ADAMTS-like protein 2. Gene Ontology annotation, molecular function: metalloendopeptidase activity. Gene Ontology annotation, biological process: extracellular matrix organization. The transcript has 19 exons. Gene Ontology annotation, cellular component: extracellular matrix. Lineage: Eukaryota; Metazoa; Chordata; Actinopteri; Acipenseriformes; Polyodontidae. The coding region runs from base 1 to 2745 and encodes 914 amino acids. The record is from RefSeq and is a predicted model, not a curated record.